GUAAUCUUCAAUCAAAAUGAGUUAUAUAAUUUAUAUACCUACACAGGCAGGCAAAAAAAAAAAAAAUCUUAACGGCCGCUAAAUUUUUUAGCCUGCAGUUUUCUUGCGGAGAAGUUGACUUAUCUCGCCCGCUGGCGGGAUAUCUCUGGUAUAUAGUUACAUAUAUAAGAAAAGAGUUCUUAGGAGGACUUUUCAGAUACCCCUCCUUUUCUUUUUCUUCUUUUUUUCUUUUGGAGAAGGUUGUCUUUUGUUUGGUUGGCGCUGUUGCUCAAAAGAAAAGAAACCAAAAAUGUGUCAAUCCCACUGGCAUGACUUUCUUCAGGGCCUGCCCAAAUGCGAACACCAUGUCCAUCUGGAAGGCUGCAUGACCCCAGAGUUGAUCUUCCAGUUGGCAGAGAAGAACCAGAUCAAACUACCAGACCCUGCGGAGAAUCCCGCCUACCAGUCCGCCGAGACGCUGCUCGCCCGCUACGGGAACUUUACCUCUCUGGACGAUUUCCUGAGCUUCUACUUUAUUGGCAUGAAUGUCCUCGUGCACGAAUCCGACUUUGAAGACCUGGCCUGGGCGUACUUCCAAAAAGCUCACGCCGACGGCGUCCACCACGCCGAAGUCUUCUUCGACCCGCAAGUGCACCAGGACCGCGGCGUAGCCUACCAGACGAUUGUCUCCGGGUUCACCGCGGGCUGUCGCAAGGCCGAGAAGGAAUUGGGUCUGUCCACCCGUCUCAUCCUUUGCUUCCUACGGCAUCUCCCCGUGGAGUCCGCAGCACAAACAUACCAGAAUAUUCUUACCCACAACCAUUUCGAGAAUGACGUCGUCCACGGACUAGGAUGGUCCUCCACUGAAGUCGGCCCGCCCAAGGACAUGUUCCGCCAACUGUACGCCCAGGCCGCUGCCCAGGGCGUCCGCCUGACAGCGCACGCAGGCGAAGAGGGGGAUGCGUCGUACAUCAGCACAGCGCUCGAACUGGGUGCACAGCGCAUCGACCAUGGGAUUAACCUUGUGCAAGACCCUGUGCUGAUGGAGCGCAUAGCCCGGGACGGUGUGAUGCUCACGGUGUGCCCGAUCUCGAAUGUGCAGCUGCGGUGCGUGGACUCGAUCGAUCAGGUUCCGAUUCGCGCGUUCCUGGACGCCGGGGUCAAGUUCUCGAUUAACAGUGACGACCCGGCGUACUUUGGCGGGUAUAUUCUCGAUAACUACUGUGCGGUGCAUGAGGCGUUCCAGCUGACUUUGGCGGAGUGGAGGACGAUUGCCGAGAAUAGCGUGAAGGAGAGCUGGAUUGAGGAGGAGCGGAAGUUGGAGUUGCUGGAAAGAAUUGAUAGACACUUCCUGAAGCAUGCGGGUCUUGUAUAGGUAGAAUAAAUGAAUGAUUUGAUUGAUGUACUGUAUGUACUGUACUGAGUGUCCAGUCCAUGUUAGUGGGAUGUAGCUCUUUGGCCGUCACGCGGAGUUUUCUGCUCUGGAUUAGCAAUGGAUUCAAUUGAUUUCAGAACGACGGUUCAUUUCCAAUCAUAAUCAAGCCCUUUCCCCCCCAAGAUUCAAGAGUAUUCAUCAGUUGUCG
Messenger RNA from Aspergillus ochraceoroseus IBT 24754, 1562 nucleotides. RefSeq names its product adenosine deaminase (gene aah1). Gene Ontology annotation, biological process: purine ribonucleoside monophosphate biosynthetic process; adenine catabolic process; hypoxanthine salvage. Gene Ontology annotation, molecular function: adenine deaminase activity. NCBI's taxonomy places the organism in Eukaryota, Fungi, Ascomycota, Eurotiomycetes, Eurotiales, Aspergillaceae. The record is from RefSeq and is a predicted model, not a curated record. The coding region runs from base 365 to 1354 and encodes 329 amino acids. Gene Ontology annotation, cellular component: cytosol; nucleus. The transcript has a single exon.